CAAACCCGACUCCGUCCAUCGUGACCUUUCUCCUUCGACGGAGCACGAAGUAGCAAUAUUUGACAUUUGCUGUUGGUUGAGGAUAUGAGGGAGAUUGUGACAAUUCAAGUUGGUGAAUUUGCAAAUUAUAUAGGUUCACAUUAUUGGAAUUUUCAGGAUGAGUUGCUUGGGUUGGCUGAAGAACCUCAGGGAGAUCCUGUUUACAAGAGUUCGUUGCUGAACAUGGAUGUGCUUUAUCGAAGCGGUGAAACGUCACAGGGCAUUCUUACUUACUGCCCGCGCUUGCUAUCAAUAGGUUAUAAAGGAACACUUGGGUCCUUGAGUUCUUCAGGUUCAUUAAACCCUCGAAUUUCACAGCCUGAUACCUUAGAGAUUGUCACCUGGCCUGGCAAUGUAACCCGAUACACAGCUGAACCUCGAGAAAAGAACAUAUUUUUGCAAAGUUUGUGUGAAGAAGGGACAGCAAAUCUUACUUCUAAUGUUGCAGAUCAAGGAAGUAGCCAUCCCCAAAGGCAGAUCACGGAUAAAGAGCGCAUUGAAUGCCUUGAAAAUGGAGUUCAGUAUUGGACAGACUUUUCUAAAGUUCAGUUUCAUCCACGUAGCUUGUAUGAGCUACAUGGUUCCUGGACUGAUGUUGAGAAAUUUGAUAACUAUGGAAUUGGAGAAGAAAUCCUGUCAGCUGGUUUCCAGAGUGAAGAGAUGAAUGAAAGGCUGAGGUUCUUUAUUGAGGAAUGCGAUCACAUCCAGGGUAUCCAAUUUAUUGUUGACGACUCAGGAGGUUUUUCAGCCAUUGCUGCUGGUUUCUUGGAGGACAUUGCUGAUGAGUACUCAAAUACACCUGUAUUGCUCUAUUCAGCACGAAGUCCAGCUUCUUAUAAACUUGGAAAAAGCCCAAAGGAGUCUGUUUCAAGAGCUCUUCAUGAUGCUGUAUCAUUUUCAAGGCUAUCUUCUUGUUGUAAACUGAUGGUACCAGUCGGGUUGCCUUCUUUGAGUAGAAGUAAAUUCUCAUCUACACUAUUUGUUGAAGACCAGAAGCUUUUUCAUAGUAGUGCUAUUUAUGCUGCUUCAAUACACUCAAUAAGUAUUCCCUUUAGGAUGGAAUCGCAUGGAGUGAAUGCAGAAACACUGUAUAUUUCUGGUGCAAUGGAUGUGGGUGGGAUGGUACAGAUGUUAGCCGGACAAGCUAGGCAAAACAUGAUAACCAUUUUGGAUUUAGCAAUGCCAGCCCAUUUCUUGAAUGAUGCAAAUAAUCAGUCAACCAUCCUAAGAAGUUUGUGCUCGUUGACUCCUGAAAUUGAAGAGAAUAAUGAUGAUUUGCAUUCAAUUGAAUCCUUGAUUGUACAUGGUGCCUUUUCAGGAGAUCGAAGGGCCUCCAUUUCUGAGGUUGAGAAGUUUAUACACACUGAAUACCAGAAUGAGCUCCCGAAACCAAAGCUCUACCAUCUCACUGCUGCCUCCUGUCCUCUUCCCAUUCCUCUACCUUUUCCGUCCAUCUUCAAUAACCGCGUAGGACGGCUCGGCGAACUGUCUACGACUCGACUCAGAGGAGCUGAGCGACGGGGUUCCUUGGAAGUUGAGUCAAUUCCCAUGGCUGCUCGGCUUCGAUCCAGCAGCGCCGUCAAGCCCAUUAUAGAGACAAGGCUGGGCAGUCUGCGUAGAUAUGGCUUGCAGAGAGGAGGAUUUGGUGUAGAGUUGCUCAGAAGCUGGGGAUUUGGUAAAGAGGAGGUGGAGGAUAUGGGGGAAGCCUUGGGAAAAAUGAUGAUGUUGUUAGAUCCCAAUGCUUAUGGAGCAUCAUCAGAUUUUGAUUCAGAUUAGCAUGAUUGCUGAGUUUUGUAAAUUAUAUAUUGCCAUUUUGCUUUUGAUGAAAGGUGGGCGUUUGAAAUGUUUUGUUUAUUGCGCUUUUUUGGGAACCUAUUGAUUAUGUUGAAUUAGGCUUAUUCACAUAUUUAUAAUUUUUUUUUCUUGCAAAUUUGAGUAA
Molecule: messenger RNA, 1978 nt
Organism: Dendrobium catenatum
Lineage: Eukaryota; Viridiplantae; Streptophyta; Magnoliopsida; Asparagales; Orchidaceae
Product: protein misato homolog 1
Exons: 10
Coding region: 85-1815 (576 amino acids)
Cellular component (GO): cytoplasm
Source: RefSeq, a predicted model, not a curated record